Molecule: messenger RNA, 4308 nt
Organism: Larimichthys crocea (large yellow croaker)
Lineage: Eukaryota; Metazoa; Chordata; Actinopteri; Sciaenidae
Gene: abraxas2
Product: abraxas 2, BRISC complex subunit
Exons: 9
Coding region: 142-1497 (451 amino acids)
Biological process (GO): mitotic spindle assembly; protein K63-linked deubiquitination; attachment of spindle microtubules to kinetochore
Cellular component (GO): nucleus
Molecular function (GO): microtubule binding; polyubiquitin modification-dependent protein binding
Source: RefSeq, a predicted model, not a curated record
AGCGUGUCUCUCUCUCUCUCUCUCUAUCUGUCAAGCAAAGCCGCCGCCGUCGCCGCCUACAUCUCCCAGAAGACAUUGCGUUCCGAAGAGCGUGCUUCUGCAACCGCAGGGGGCAUCGCGAUUGAUAGGGAUGUUUCCAUCAUGGCGGCAUCCAUUUCGGGAUAUACUUUUAGUUCUGUGUGUUAUCACAGCGCCAACAGCAACUCGGAUCAUGAGGGCUUCCUAUUAGGAGAAGUAAGGCAAGAAGAGACUGUCAGCAUCAGUGACACACAGAUCAGCAGUGCAGAAUUGCUCCAGGUAGUAGAAAUCCAUAACCAUGAUCCUUGUGCACAGUUGUUUAGCUUUUAUGACUACGCAGGCAAAAUCAAUGAAGAAAAUCUCAACAGCAUUCUUAAAGACAGGCGGAAAAACGUCAUCGGUUGGUACCGGUUCCGGAGGAACACGCAACAGCAGAUGUCGUUCAGGGAACAGAUCAUCCACAAACAGCUGACUCAGCUGCUUGGUGUGCCCGACCUCGUCUUCCUUCUUUUCAGCUUCAUCUCCACCGCCAACAGCUCCACGCACGCACUGGAGUAUGUGCUCUUCAGACCUAACCGCAGUAGGUACAACCAGCGGAUCACCCUCACAAUCCCAAACCUUGGCAACACAAGCCAGCAGGAAUACAAAGUCUCCUCAGUGCCCAACACCUCACUCAGCUAUACCCAGGUCAUCAAAGAGCACGGGGCUGAAUUCUUUGACAAAGAUGGUGUGAUGAAGGAUAUCCGAACAAUAUUCCAAGUCUACAGUGCACUACAAGAUAAAGUGCAGGCUGUGUGCGGGGAGGUAGAACAAAGCGAACGUGUGAAAGAGAAAAUUCAAGAGGACGUGAACAAACUCAAACAACAAAUUGCUCUCAGGAAACGCAAGACGGCAGAAGAGGAGAGGAGACUCCGUGAGGCUCAAAACGCAGACUCCCAUUCCACUCCAGAGGAGAACACAGAACCAUCUGAGGCAUCCCCUGUGUCCAGGAUAACUUUCCACACACCCUCUGCCCCUGAGCGGCCCAGUACCUCACCUAACCCACCAUCUUAUGCCAACCUCUCGUCCCAGGAUGACUCUCUGCUCUCCUCUUCUUCCCCACCUACCAGUGCUGCUCUACUGCCCCGGCCCCAAGCUGUGGGCUCUCCAGGACACCCUACCCCAGGUCCACUUGGGAUGGGCCUGGGCCUCGGGCUGAGCAUGAGCGCCAGCUCUAAUCCUGUCACCACUCCCAGCACCCCGUACCUUGGCAAUGGUGACGGAUCAAGCUCUGACUCGUUAGACAGACAAGCUGCAGGGCAGGAAGACGAUGAAGACGAUGAGGAUGAUGAGGAGGAUGAAGAUGAGGACAGUAGCGAAUAUGAGAACUUAGUGAGCGAAACCGCUCAUCUGCCAUUGGUCUCGGCCAGCAUUUUAGCGCAAGGUCGACCGGCAGCCCUUAGCCCUGAUGGGGACGCUCGUGGCUCACAGACCACAUAGAAACAUGCAGGGUGUGUAUGGGACACAAAUAAGUGACACACCUUGAGAGGUGGGCAUCUCAAGCAAUCAAAGAUAGACAAAUAUAGACAAAAGAAGUGCCAGUCCUGAAAGUGAAAGGCAUGCACAGGUGGUGUCCCGCUGUGAGUAUUUCUUCUCGUCUUAGUCUGAUCUCCAUUUUAAGGGGAAACGUUGCUAGGCUUUGCAGGCUUAACAGGUGUGUCUCACUGGGGGAAAAGAAAAAGUUGUCCGGGUUCUCAUUUUUCUUCUUUUUGGAACUGGGUUGUACUUCAGUGUCAAUGUUUUUUGGUUUCAGGAUCAGAAGUGGAUAUAUUCCAACGCAAUUUAUGCCAAGUGGUUGGCAAGCCGGCUAUCCUAAGAGACAGGCCCUUCUCCUUGCUUUCCUUUAUCUUUUCGUUUCACGUUUGCAUCACCCACUCUGAGCACCCACUCGUGCAUUAUCUCUUGCACUAUUUGUUUUUUUGCCUUUUUUUUUUUAAACAAACCAUCUAAGAAAAAUAAUGGGGAAAAUAUUCUGCGGCCUUCAAACAAUUUUAAAAAUGAAGUAGGCAAAUGGUUGUUCACUUUUUAUUUUUUAAUUUGAAGAAAGAAAAAAAUAUAUAUAUACAUAUAUGUAAGUAGAAUUUCUUUCACAUGCACAUUUCUCUCAUUAGAUUCUGGACUUAUUACAUUUUCCUUUCUGUGUUCCACAGUCCUUAGUUAAUUAAUCAUCAAUCAAUCACUUGCCUAUUUAAAUGAUGAAUAGAUUUCAAACAAAAUUUACUCUGCCACUUCUAUGGGUGCUUUAUAUAUACAUAAAUAUAUAUUUUGUCAGAUUAACAGUUAAUCUAAUUGAUCCAAUCUAAUGAUUGACCAGAAUGUCAAUGUCUUUUUUUUUCCUCUUGGAUAACACUGAAAUUGUAUGCGCUUUGCUGCACUUAACAAAAUUUAAGAUUUCUUUAUUAUUGUGCUAUACCAAUGCUGUCAUGUUGUGCCACUUGAGUAGUCUUCUUUGACCACCCUGAGCCAAACUCAGCUCAGCUUUUGUGCGUUGUACAGGGUUCACGGGCAGGGCAAACACAAUGUACUGUAGCUUUACUAACCAGAUGCUUAAGGUUCCCUUUCUGCUGCUGCAACACAGAGAGCUACCACUAAAAAAAAGAAAGAAAAAACUGCAUCUGUCGGUUCUUCUUCACAUAAAAACCUGGCUGCUACUUUCUCUUCACUAUGCUGGUUGUCUCCAAUACUACUGACCGUGAUCAUAUAACCUUCAAGCUCACUUCUCACUGACUUGUUCUUUAUUAAAGUCAUAAUGGAAGGCUGACACCCCCUGUAGUGUGUCAAUUGUAACCUUGGGAACAGAGCGAGCGAUCACCUUGCUGUCUUGGCAUAGCAGACCUCAUGUAUUCUGACCUGGUUGGCUCAUUGUUACGUGUAUGGACCUGGAUAAUGUGAUGAAAACAUCAUGACCUUGCUUCAGUAUACAGUGCCUUCCACUCAGGGCAGUUUCUAUCUGCACACAGAACACAUUCACAGAUCUCUCUCGAGGGGUAAAAAAAUUAUAACAAAAUUGUGUUUGCAAUAAUUGACUUCCAGCUUCUUCUUCCCUCUCUCUUUUUAUUUUUUUUUUUAAUCCUACCUCUCUUUCCAUGAUAUGUUUUGUCUACCUUUUAAACAAUCUUCACUGCUUCCUAAAGCUGUUUGCCCCUACUUUCACCGACGACUUCUAAGUGGACCUGUAUCUCGUGGUUGCAGCUGUGAGUUUGCUUGCUUUAUUACUUUAAACACGGGGAAUCUUUUUUUUUUUUUUUUUUGUUAAACAUCUGGCCCAUUUGAAGACAACUGAGUAACAAGAUGUGGAAUGAUUGAUGUAGGACGCCCUCCUUGCAUGAACUGGUCAAUUCGAGACACUGUUAUAUUCAGCAUGGACAGACAUUUGCACUGCACAUGGAGGACGUCCACCAUAGUGAUCAGAAGGUCGCACUCGGUUUGGAAAUGAAGACCUUUUUUUGUAGUGGGAGAAGCUUUGCCUUGUGAACAAGCUCUGCUUUAUUUACACAGCCUGUUUUGUAUGUCAUGUUUUUUGCCUUAGGAUCAUUUCAUUUGCCCUGAUGUGUAAUGCCAACGCAUCACUUAUCGGGAACUGGCACUCAAAAUGUUACUUAAUAAUCACCCAGAGUAACACAAUCACGCAAUGUUAAAAGAAAUGAGAAAAUCAAUUUGUUAGGAGUAUGGUUUCCUUUGACUACUGGAAUAUAAUAAGGACAUAUAUAAUGAAUGUAUAGUCAAGGGGGGGUGGGGGUAGCAUUUAAGCAGCACUUACUGUAUAAGCUUGUCUCGGUUGAGUGUUGUGGUGGUAUAGAACAGCAGUUCUCGGUGUUGGUCCUCACUCCUAAUCCUGCUCCUCAGUCCCUAGAUGAUUUCCUCUUAAGUCUUUCCCUCUGGCAUCCUCAGGUGUAACCCUGACUUGACAGCCAGAAUGAAGACCCAAAGCAGAGCUCUGGUGCUGAGGAUCACUGGAAUAUAAAGCGUGAGAGGGCUAACAUUGUUAGGAAUCCUAUACCUUUUCAAGUUCCAACAUAAUACAAAUAUACACUCGUGUACUCUUACUGUAUGGGGUGACCCUUCCCCCGAGUGGGCCAUUGCAACAUCAACACCUCCCUGAAAGCACAAAGUCCAGCGCACAGCUUAGAUCUUCUCAGCUUUUAUCUGGAUGUGUGUACUUGACGAAAGUUAGACCAAGGACUUGCUUGGACAAGCACAGAGAAUAUGGUUCUUAAACUGGGGGAUAAUAAAUGAGACAUGCAUAUGUGA